AUGCUCAGUCAUAUUGCAGACAUUGCUGCUAGCCUGAGGGAGAAAGUUUUGCCCAGCCUUACAGAGACAGAGAGGACAAGUCUGCAACAGUUCUGUGACUUCCUACAGAACCAGAAUGGGGUUCAGUUUAACGGAGAGGCAGUCAGAAUACUGGGAAGGAGCCUUGUGAGUGAAACGUUGCCUCAAGAAGCCAAACUCCAGGUGGUCCAGGCUCUACAAGCUGCAGUGACAAGGCCUGAAGUACAGGGGGCGCUGCUUAGUGCAGACAUACACAGUUCUAUUGUACUCUUCCUACACAGAUUUGACACCAUCCAACCACUGACGUUGCAAGUUGCUACUACAAAAAUGUUAUCCAACAUCUGCAGUGACCAGGGGAGCCAUGGUUGGUUACUGAGGACCGAGCAGGGACCAAUGGGAGGGGAGCAGGUUGUCAAUCAACAGGUGGUUGUCAAGGCGACGGUGACAGGGCUGCUGUCAGAGGAGGCAGAUCUCAGGAAAAACGCCACAGUGUUGGUGUAUAACCUAUGCCUGGGGCAGGUAACAGAAGACAGUGCAGUAGAGUUAGCCAGUGCCCUGCUGCAAUGUUUGGGGGAAACUGUACCCGAACCUGAAGCAUUUCGAAGUUUGUCUUCACUUGUCCAGUUGAUGACAUCAUUCACUCAGGUCAGUGGACUUGCCCAGGCCAUUGGUGUGGACCUGAGUCCCUACUCCUCACAGUCCGACAGACUGAAGACAUUGUGUCAUCAGUACCAGCAACUUGUCUCCUAGAUAGAACUAUGCUGCAAUUUUUUAAAGUAAUUAGGAAAUCAAACUGAUACUCUGGACAUAAGGGUGUAAGCUUGAGAGGCUCUGGAGUGGCAUCUACCAUUCUUUGUCAAAUGUGGUGGUCACAAAACAGUGGAGGGUUUGGUAAACCUCCUGUGCAGACCUUGUAGGCUGGAAGUUUUAUGUGCAGCUUUUGGCAGCACAAAUCAGCACCAAAAGCUGUAGAAAACUCAGUCGCAUAGAAGGUCCAUACAGGCUGAUGAAGAAUGCAAGCUACUUGGAUACUGUAAGAAAUCCUCUAUAGAGUCACAUAUUUCAAACAGCAUCAACUUCCAUCAAGUCUUUCUUACUCACUGAUUG
Branchiostoma floridae (Florida lancelet) is the source of this 1125-nucleotide messenger RNA. RefSeq lists its product as uncharacterized. The record is from RefSeq and is a predicted model, not a curated record. Bases 1 to 768 code for a protein of 255 amino acids. The transcript has 7 exons. Lineage: Eukaryota; Metazoa; Chordata; Leptocardii; Amphioxiformes; Branchiostomatidae.